Messenger RNA from Diospyros lotus (date-plum), 734 nucleotides. RefSeq names its product protein NONRESPONDING TO OXYLIPINS 2, mitochondrial. Bases 71 to 367 code for a protein of 98 amino acids. The record is from RefSeq and is a predicted model, not a curated record. NCBI's taxonomy places the organism in Eukaryota, Viridiplantae, Streptophyta, Magnoliopsida, Ericales, Ebenaceae. The transcript is spliced from 3 exons.
UAUCCAUUGGAGGACUAGGGUUUAAGCGCUUAGUGAAGAUCUCAACGCAAUUCCAAGCCCUGAGAGAGGGAUGGCGUCGGCGUGCCGAUCAGCUCUGGUGGCCGGUGCUCGUUCGGCGGCAGCCAGACCAAAAGCGCUACUUCCCAAAACCCUAUUAUCUCCGAAACCCACUCCCUCUUCCUCUCCUUUCUCUUCUUCCACGAGAACCAGCCCUUCCGCUGCGUUGAGGAUUGCUGCAGUGCUGGGAAGCGUGGAGACGAUGAUGCCGCUUCACAGCGCGAUUGCUUCAGCUCGUCUCAGAUCUAGCAUCGCCGUUGAUUCCACCUGCUGGAGCUGGCUUUCUCAAGACUUUGCUGUUCCUCGGUGAUGAAGACUCCAAGUUGCAAUCACUUCAAACCGAAUCAGCUUGCAUUUUGAAUGGCCCCUGGUCUCUUCUCCAUCUUCUUUGUUAACUAUUUGCUUUUUGGUUCAACAGUAAAGAACUAAAGAUUGUUAUAAUUAUAGCCACGGGUUUUAGAAGCUAGGACCCACCCACACCCAGCCCUUCAUGUAUUUCAAGCUGAUUGCUGUAUUCCUAAUCCUUUUGCCUGAAUGGAAAGAGGGGCCCCAUGGAUAUGAAAGUGGAGAAAUUGAAACUGGUAGAAAUUGUUGAAUUUCUGGUGUCUAGAUGGAAAAUGUAUGCUGGUGUCUGAACUUGGUCCCUCACCCUCACGCUACAGAAGACGGGAAUUUGG